Molecule: messenger RNA, 1026 nt
Organism: Acytostelium subglobosum LB1
Lineage: Eukaryota; Evosea; Eumycetozoa; Acytosteliales; Acytosteliaceae
Exons: 3
Biological process (GO): endocytosis; plasma membrane tubulation; actin cortical patch localization
Cellular component (GO): cytoplasm; actin cortical patch
Molecular function (GO): protein binding; lipid binding
Source: RefSeq, a predicted model, not a curated record
AUGUCACUUAUCACUAUGAGAAGGAGAAGGUGCUCUCUGUGGAGGAGCGUCUAUUGCGCAAUUCAAAAGAACUCAAAGAAGAUUAUCGAUCUCCACAAGGACCUCGAGAAGACGAUGGCCGAUAUAUCAGCCGACACUUGCGACCUCUACGAAGCCACCGACCCCCUGUUCACACCAGGCAGUCAGAUCAAGGAGGUGUCGCAGUCGAACGAUGCCCAUCGCAAGACCUACGAGGAGCGCAUGAAUGAGAGCUUCCACAAGCCCCUGGCCGAGUACAUUUCACAGUUCAAGGAGGUCAAGAAGAGAAUGGAGGAGCUCACAACUCGAAAGGUUGAUAUGGAUCGUUACAAGAAUGAGUUGGGCAAGCUACGUGAGAAGGCUACCUCUAGCACAUCAAAGAAUAAGUUGGGACCAACUGAAGAGAAAUAUAGAAUAUGUAAAGAGGGAUAUGAUGCCCUGCACGCAGAGUUGGUCAGAGACCUUCCCAUACUGUUCGAGGACAAGAACGUGUACUUUAGAUUCCUCUUGGCAGCUUUGAUCAAAUCACAAGAGGAACUUUAUAAAGGUAUCGCUCAUGAUUGGAGCCAUCUUCCAGGCAUGGUGGCACAGAUCAAUGAUCAAUCGGGCAAGGAUCAUCCACAUGUGAUUACUCCUCCAACACACUCGUCAGCAUCGAUAAACAUUAGAGAUGAUCCAGCGUUCAAGGCCAACGCCUCUAUCAAAACCAAGUCGACACCAGAGUACUCCACGGCGUCUGGCCCACUGGUCAAGGACAUCAAGGAGGUGCGUCAGCCGGGCGAGGGUCCGGGCAGUCUGGGCACCGUCACCUCGGCCAACCCCGCCUACCAGCACGCCAACACUGGUCAGGUCAAGGCCACGGCCAUCUACGACUUUACAGGCAUUGAUUCGACAGAGCUCACAUUCAAGACUGGCGAUCAGAUCACCAUCUUCAAGAUGGAUGGUGAGUGGUGGGAAGGAGAGAUACAUGGUCAGCGUGGUCUAGUUCCAGCCAACUAUGUAAAGAUA